Molecule: messenger RNA, 1992 nt
Organism: Chaetomium fimeti
Lineage: Eukaryota; Fungi; Ascomycota; Sordariomycetes; Sordariales; Chaetomiaceae
Exons: 3
Coding region: 204-1703 (499 amino acids)
Source: RefSeq, a predicted model, not a curated record
UCAGACCACCCGGCACCACACCAUAUGGCAUCUGAGACAGAGACAGCGCCGUCGGGAUAAAACUUGAACCACAUCUGACCUCCACAGGUGCUCUGUUACCCCAAAUGACUAGGAAUAGCAUUGUUUGUAUGACAUAAAGCACAGCUAGUACUAUUUCAGAGUCUCUGGAGCCACCAAAGCUGAAUAACUGACUAGAAGAUCUUAUGACCAUGCUCACGCCCCCGUCUGAAUUUCUGGGCGCGUGCCCCAAGUUCCGUCUCCUGGUGCUUGGAAACCCAGAGUCGACCAAGCGGGAGCUUUUUACCAAGAUAUUCGGGGUUGAUCUCGAGAAGAGACUCGUCGACGAUGCAUUCAGCCCCAGCCACAAUAUCGAGCAGGAGCUCGACCUACACGGCCAGAACUCACGCUUGGCCAUCCACACAAACCUCAACGUAGGCGCUGGCGAUGAGGCCAACUACGACCGCAUCCGAGACUUCCUAACCUCACGCGCAACGUCUUCCAAGCAAGAGGACCGGAUCCACUGCGUAUGGUACUGCGUCGCGAGCGAGGAGGACCGCUCCGUAACAGAGCUCGAACAGCGCUUCUUCUUCGGUGGCCUGCACUCGGCUGCGCCAUGGGUACCCCUCGUCUUGCUCUUCACGAAAUACGACGAGUUCGUCAGCCAGGUCAAGCUCGACUGGUCUCGUGGGGCGCAGGAGCAGGGCUUGUCAAAGGUUGCUGUGUCGCACAUUCUGCGGGACCUGUCGUCCAAGAAGUUCGAGAAACACAUCGGGCAGAAGUGGGACGAGGUGCUGGGCGGGUCGGUCCCGCGGGUCUGUGUGUCCAGCGGCGACGAGGAUGACGAUGUACGGAGCGACGAGGUGCUCGCCGAGGCGACACUGACCACCUUGCGAAACAAGAACGUCAAGUACGCCUUUGCCGCCGCGCAGAGAAACUCCGCCUUGAUAUCAACCCGGUUCGCCGCCGACACCGCCGCAACGGACUACUUCGAAGUCGACACCGGUCACGCGCGCAAGCUCCACGGCACAGCGAUGCACGACAUCCUCCCGCACUUCUUCACGCGCGCCGUGCAACUCUUCAACCUGCGCGACCCGACCGCAUCCCUCGUCAGCGACAGCACCCUCCUCACCCAGAUCCUCGAAGCCACCUUCGACGCCUCCCAGCAGGGCCUGGUCACAGAGUGCCUCGGCAGCACCGACAGCGAAACCUCCCCCAGCAGCCUCCUCGCCCACCUCACCCCGCACGAGCGCGCCGUGCUCCUCGCCCAAACCCUCACCGCAACGCUGCUCUUCCUGCACCGGCUCGCCGACACCCAAUCCUCGCCAUCCAGGUCCCUCCCCACCGGCAUCACAAGCGACACCAUCACGCGCCAGCUCGCCGAGACACGUGCCAGCGCAGCGGAGCGGCGCGCGCUGCUGGAGGCGGUGGAGAGCAGCGGGGUGUUCACGGCGUGCACGCUGCGCGGGCAGGUGGCCGAGGUGAUGGUGCGGGCGGUGCAGGGGGCGGAGCGGGUGCGGGUGAGCGAGGGGGGGAUGGGUGGUGGUGGUGGGCGGCGGCAUGCGGGGGCGGGGGCGGCGGGGCGCGGGAUCGUGGUGGUGGAGGAUGACUCGGAGCUGCAGGAGAUUUCGCUGAGUUUUGUGAAUGAUAAGGGGCCCGAGGAUAUGGUGCUGCCGUCGGGGUUGACGAUUUUGCCGCUGACUUAGGGGGUGAGCUAGGUACAGGUUGAGAGGGCAUAUGAUGGCUGGAUGGACGAAUAUUAGGACUUUCUAUUCACUCGAGGUUGGGGAUGUAUCAUUUAUUUGUCGAGUCCCCUAGGUAGUUGUUACCUUAGCCUAUGAGAUUAUUCUAGGUUGUAGUUUAGGGGUCAUAGUUCAGGUUCUUUCUCCUCCUUUAUCUUGAGCCUAAGCUUAUAACUAUAUUCACUUAAACGACGACCAACAAUAGCACUAGGGUAAAGGGCGUGGGGAGAUAGUGACCAUGGGGACAAAAGGG